Molecule: messenger RNA, 255 nt
Organism: Uloborus diversus
Lineage: Eukaryota; Metazoa; Arthropoda; Arachnida; Araneae; Uloboridae
Product: zinc finger protein 271-like
Exons: 3
Coding region: 1-255 (84 amino acids)
Biological process (GO): central nervous system development; positive regulation of transcription by RNA polymerase II
Cellular component (GO): nucleus
Molecular function (GO): DNA-binding transcription activator activity, RNA polymerase II-specific; RNA polymerase II cis-regulatory region sequence-specific DNA binding
Source: RefSeq, a predicted model, not a curated record
AUGUGUUCCAAGGCAUUUUCCACCACUUCAGAUUUAAAGCAGCAUCUAAGAACCCAUACUGGCGAGAAACCAUAUUCAUGUGAACAUUGUUCAAAGGCAUAUUCCUACCUUGGAGGCCUAAAAUAUCAUCUGAAAGCCCAUUCUGAUUUAAAGAAGCAUCUGAGAUGCCAAACUGGCGAGAAACCGUAUUCAUGUGAACGUUGUUCAAGGGAUUGCCUGUUCUUGGAACUCAACAAGUAUGAUGCCGGACUUUGA